ACAAAGACUCUCAUCGUCUAGGAAUUAUGCUGUAUCGUUUCAGCAUCAGCGUGCUUAUCUGAAAUAUUAUCUCCAGAUAAUUGUUUGUUUUUUAAAUUGAAACCAUUCGUUAAGGCUAAUCUGAAAUAAAAACCGCCAAAGAGACAAAGGAUAAUUUGAAAGAAUGACGUCUUGUUCGCAUCUCCUGCUUCUAUCGCUACUUUUUUGCUUCAGUGGACGGAUUGCAGCCCAGAUAAAAUACUCGAUACCUGAGGAAGUUAAAGUGGGAACUGUUGUAGGAAAUGUUGCCAAGGACUUGGGUCUGGAUGUCAGCACGUUGAUGAACAGGCGAUUUCGGCUUGUGUCCGGAGCCCAGGACGCUCUUUUCGAGGUAAACACGAACAAUGGGGUUUUGCACGUUCAAAAGAAUCUCGAUCGAGAAAAAAUGUGCGAUGGAAGCGGAGCCUGUUUAAUAGAUCUGAAAUUUGUUCUUGAGAAUCCGCUCGAAAUCCACUAUGUCACAGUGGAAAUUACGGACACUAACGACCAUGUACCGAGUUUUAUCGAGAAAGAAAAGAUAAUCGAAAUAGCGGAAACCACACUACCAGGAGCACGAUUUCAGCUACCAGGCGCGCGUGAUCCAGAUCUUGGAAUAAAUUCGGUUCAGCGCUACAAACUCAAUCAAAACGAUAAUUUUAAUCUUGAGAUUCGAGAUAGAGGAGAGGAUAAAAUCCCUUUUUUAGUGCUGCAGAGGACGCUGGACAGAGAACACAAAUCAAACCACAGCUUGGUUUUAACCGCUAUAGACGGAGGGACACCGGCGCAUUCAGCUCAUCUGAACAUUACAAUUAAGGUUCUUGAUAUUAAUGAUAACAGACCCGCAUUUUCCAAAGAGGUUUACUCUGCGAUAUUAGAAGAGAACGCUCCGCUAGGCACGACUGUAAUAAAGGUCCACGCAACUGAUCUUGACGAGGGCAUAAAUGGAGAGGUGGAGUACGCUUUUGGAGGCGACAUCAAUUCCGCUGUGUUAAGACUGUUUAGUUUGGACAGAAAUGUGGGUGAAAUUCGCGUCAACGGACAAAUUGAUUAUGAGACCACUGAUGUUUUCAAGUUAGACAUCCAAGCUUCAGAUAAAGGCCAGCCACCGAUGACAACUGACUGUAGGGUCAUAAUAAAAAUCCAAGAUGUCAAUGACAAUAAACCAGAGAUCGAGGUGACGUCGUUAUCAACUAUGGUCCCAGAGGAUUCAAAGCAGGGGACGGUGAUUUCUCUUAUUAGCGUUACAGACAUUGAUGCAGGGCUGAAUGGGAAAGUCAUAUGCAGUCUAACAGGAAACUUGCCAUUUGAAUUAAAGCCGUCGUUUAAAGAAAACAUGUAUUCAUUGGUGAUAAAGGGAGCACUAGAUAGAGAAACUGUGUCCCAUUAUGACAUCACAAUAACAGCUACAGACUGUGGUGAUCCGUCUCUGUCCACUUUAAAGUCUCUAAGUAUCGAAAUAGCAGAUGUGAAUGAUAAUGUCCCGAUGUUUUCAAACACCCCUCUGCAGCUUUAUUUGACAGAAAACAAUGUUCCAGGCGCAUCAAUAUUCUCUGUUAGUGCAUUUGAUGAAGACUUAAACGACAACGCUGCGGUGUCCUAUCGUAUAAUUAGAGGAGAGGGUGGUCAUAAUGAUAUGGCCACUUUUCUUAAUAUUAACUUAGAAAAUGGACAGAUAUCAGCACUGAAAAGUUUUGACUUUGAGACUCUGAAGACGUUCCAGUUCCAAGUCGUGGCCUCAGACUCUGGAACUCCGUCACUGAGCAGCAACGUCACAGUGAACGUGUUCAUCCUGGAUCAGAACGACAACGCUCCAGUCAUCCUGUAUCCAGUCAGCUCCAACGGUUCUGCUGAAGGUGUGGAGGAGAUUCCCCGCAAUGUGAACGCAGGACACUUGGUGACUAAAGUCAGAGCCUAUGACGCUGAUAUAGGAUAUAACGGCUGGUUACUGUUCUCACUGCAGCAGGUCACUGACCACAGUCUCUUUGGCUUGGACCGCUACACAGGACAGAUCAGAACACUGCGCUCAUUCACAGAGACAGACGAGGCUGAGCAUAAACUGCUCAUACUGGUCAAAGACAAUGGCAACGUCUCACUCUCAGCAACAGCUACUGUGCUGGUGAAACUGGUGGAGCCCAAAGAGGCUUUUGCAGCUUCUGAUGUCAAAAGUUCAGCAAAACACGAUGAGGAGAAUAAUGUGACUUUCUACCUGAUGAUAACUUUGGGCUCAGUUUCAGCACUGUUCCUCAUCAGCAUCAUUGUGCUGAUUGCAAUGCAGUGCUCAAAGUCCACAGACUAUACUUCUAAAUAUCUGCAGGAGCCUAAUUAUGACGGGACACUGUGUCACAGCAUCCAGUACAGAUCUGGAGACAAGCGCUACAUGUUAGUUGGACCCAGGAUGAGUGUAGGAUCUACUAUAGUCCCAGGAAGCCACGCAAACACGCUGGUGCUUCCUGACAGGAGGAAAACGUCUGAAGAGGUAAGAAUGUUUUGACAGUAGUUUUUUGUA
Betta splendens (Siamese fighting fish) is the source of this 2524-nucleotide messenger RNA. RefSeq names its product protocadherin alpha-8-like. The record is from RefSeq and is a predicted model, not a curated record. Gene Ontology annotation, molecular function: calcium ion binding. The transcript has a single exon. Bases 164 to 2509 code for a protein of 781 amino acids. Gene Ontology annotation, biological process: homophilic cell-cell adhesion. Gene Ontology annotation, cellular component: plasma membrane. NCBI's taxonomy places the organism in Eukaryota, Metazoa, Chordata, Actinopteri, Anabantiformes, Osphronemidae.